Messenger RNA from Paramecium sonneborni, 873 nucleotides. The record is from the annotation of a GenBank genome assembly. Lineage: Eukaryota; Ciliophora; Oligohymenophorea; Peniculida; Parameciidae.
AUGUAAUAAGAAUCAAUUAAUUUAUAAUCUUUAGAAAAACCAAACAUCAAAACAAAAAAAGUCAAUAAUAUAAAAGGAUUAGGAAAUAUCUAAAAAUUAUCAAAAGAUACUAGUUUUGGGGAAGAACAUAAACAAAAUUUAGAAGAUAGACUUCGUAUGCAUAAUUAUUUAAAGGAAGCAUAAAAUGAACUCAUCAAUAUCGUUAAUUCGAAUAAAGAGUAUAUGAUAUUUUCUUCUUAUGAUGAAAUGAAAUCUUAUCGAUAAAAAUGUAAUAACAAAUAGUAAGAAACUAUAUUCAAACCUUUAUCAUUUCCUGUAAAAGGAGGAUCAGUAAUUAGAUGUAAAAAAAUUUUAUUAAACACAACUCCAGAAGAAAUGACAUCUAAUUAUGGUAUUUUGACAUUAAAGUAAAAGAUAAAAGCUAAUAAAGUUUAUUAUGAAAAUCAGAAAAGUAUGAGUCCUCUUAAAUUAUAACUUUCAGAUGAAUUUCAUCAUAUAGAAGGGAAAAUUGCAAAAUAAAAUAGAAUUGAAUUUAUAAAGGAAUUCAGUAAGAUUUAUAAGAGAGUCUAAGUGAAAGCAUCAAAGAAACAAAUGGAUGAGUCAUAAUAUUUUUCAAAAUAUAGAUAAGCUGUCCAAAAAAUAUAAGUUUUUAAUUAAAGAAAAAGUGGUAAAAAUAUGUUGCCUGUGUUGUAAACUGAAAGAACAGAAUCUGUAAAAUCAAUAUUAUCAGAUUUAAAUUAUAGUCGAUGGUCAUUAGACUAAGAUGUUAGUUAUAUUCAUAUUCCUGAUUAAAAAUUUAAACUAUAAUAAAGAAUAGGAGGAGGAUUUACUAGACCUACAUAAGAAAAACUAUUAGACUAUUUUUACAAAUGA